Molecule: messenger RNA, 4359 nt
Organism: Passer montanus (Eurasian tree sparrow)
Lineage: Eukaryota; Metazoa; Chordata; Aves; Passeriformes; Passeridae
Gene: UBXN10
Product: UBX domain protein 10
Exons: 2
Coding region: 379-1239 (286 amino acids)
Molecular function (GO): protein binding
Source: RefSeq, a predicted model, not a curated record
UGAUUUAUAGCUCACAGUGCUUCAGCUCCACUCAGGUUUUUGGGCUUGUAACAAGCACUAAGCUUGAAGCAAGCACACGUGCACUUACUCACAGGAGACACCUUAUCAGCCAGGGCAUAGGUGAAAGAGAUUUUUUAAAAUUAAGGACUAUUGCAUUUGAAAAAUUUGUCUGUGCUUUAAAGUUUAUAAAUCAGCAUGGAAAUAUUAAUUUUUUUUUUUUUUUUUACUGAACUGCUAAGAACUGGGCUGGUACUUGGUGUGGUCUGCUGCUAUUACUUGAAGAAUAAAAAGAAAGGAGAUCUCCUGUAAGAACUGGUGGUGGAGGAAUUCCUUUUUCUCCAAGACAGUAAUUUUUACAGUGGUGGAAAGGGAGGUGCGAUGGCCACAGCUGCUUUCCAGGACUCAGCACCAGCUCAGCUCCACUUCCCUCUGGGCACGGCCCCUCUGCUGUGGGCCAGCACCAUCACCAUGCACGUCUCCAGGCCCAAAUCUGCCAAGGGACAGAGGCCAAGCCUGAGCCACCGCCAGGGCACGGAAGCCUGCCCGUGCCAGGUGCCGUGUUCCCCGCCGGCAGCCUCUCCUCGGGAAUUAGUGAAGAGCCGGAGAGCACCGCUCACAAAAGCAGCAUUCCCACCUGCCCAGGUGUCUCCUGGCAAAAUCCCAAAGCUCCUGCAGCAAGUGCCUUUGAAGAGCUGCUCCUCCUCCCUGAACAGGUACCGGGUGCUCCCCUCCAUCGGCAGGAAGGGCGCAGGGAGCAGCGCCGUGGAGGCGUUGGCUGAGCGGACCAACCUGCUGGAAGUGAGCGGGGGGCAGGAGGAUGCUCCAAAAGCCAGCAAGCCUUUUUCUGGAGGACAGGGAUCUGCCAGCACACUGUCAGGAAGCGGCAUUCCCACCGAAGACAGCUCACAGGCGUACUGUGCCCCCGAGCAGGGGGGCAGGCAGGGGAGCCCCUGGGUGUCCCCUGCAAGCUCGGAGGAGCCGCACGUGCUGCUCGCUGUCCGCUCUCCCUCCGGGCAGAGGUUUGAGCACCACUUCAAGCCCUCUGACAGCCUCCAGACCGUCCUUGCUGUGGCAGGACAGAAACUGUUGGCCAACUACCAACACUGCAGCAUUGAAACCAUGGAGGUGCCCCGGAGGAGCUUCUGUGACCUUUCCAAGUCCCUUCAGGAGUGCGGGAUCCUCCCCAGGUCCGUGCUGUGCAUCCGACAGGACGAGCAGCACGAUGCAGCAGAUCUUUAGGCACACAGAGACCCCGAGGGUUCUUCUGCUCAGUGGGGUGCAGUGCUUCUUCCAAAAACUGAGAGUCUGAUGCUUCCUGCACCUCCUUCUUAACCUUCUAUCUCCCACAAAAUCCCCAGGAAGCAGAGUUAUGGAUAUGUAGCAGUACUUGAAAUAGUAUUUCAGAUGUAUAAACUCGAUUCAUACAGAACAGCCUGUGUCACCUGUGCCAUCAAAAAUUUCUGCCUCAGCACCACCAACCUUCAGCCUUUCUGGUUUGCUGAAGUUCCUGAUGUUCUUUGAAAACUCAGGUAUUCAAGACCUCUCCCCUUGUCCUUUUCUAUGUUUUGGGAAGGUACCACUUCUCUGAAUGCAGAAGCACCAUUUGGGAAGGUAGAAACAGAACUGGUUUAGCUACAGGACCACCUUCAGUAGAUUAUCAUUAUGCUAAAUGUCUUCUCAAGAGACUGAAAAGAAAAUCAAACCCCAAACCCAUCUGGAAAUAACAGUAAUAACACAUGAAUGAGUUAUUGUGAAGUAUUAAAUUGCAAGACUGAUCAUAAAAUAGCUGUGAGGGCUCAGGUCUUUCUGGGUAACCUCAGUCCAGCUCUUAACUGUGACUAAAUAAUCUUUUUAAUAACAAAUAAUUAUUAUUUUGGCUGUCUUGGGGAGCAACAGGAUUUUCUCCUUAGUUUUCCUUCUCUUAUUUGGCUCAUGUGAUCCAUAGGUAAGAAAAGGUGGAUAGUUAAGAAGGGAUUUUUUUACAGAUAAUUCCAUUUAAUGCCUUUACACUGAAGUUAGUCCAAGGAGCAAGUGCUGCUUUGGGAAUUUUUAAAUAAGAUAUUAAUGGGAUUUGACUGGGAAUUGGCUCAAGGAGUAAGCCAUCUUUUACUAAACCACCAUUAAAAGGCUGGUCGGGUGACUUGGCAGGUUUAGGCAAACACAAUGUGCUUGUGCUAAAAAAAGAGAAAUAUCUUCUAGUUUUUAAUGGAAUUUCAAAGGCAGUAAUUUUUAAUCUCCUUUAACAAUGCCACACAGAUGAGUGAGUUUAAAUGUUUUGAGGCAAACCAAAUUUAUUUUGAAGCUCAGUGUAAGUGCCAAACCAACUAGGCACAGGAGCACAAACGCAACAGGAGCAGAAAGCUGAUUGCUGGUGCUGGCUGUGAGUGUGAUACCUGAUGCUAAAUCAAGUGCUCAGCAGCUUUGUAAAACCAGUAUCUGAUGGAACAGUGGUCCCUGCUGCUGUGAUGGGAAUCACUCAGCAGUCCUGGAUAUUGAAACAUCUGGAUGCCUUCAACAGAACCACAAAGUAUUUCACUUGGUUUCAGGAAAAGGGACCAUUUUCCAGUUUCCUUCAGAGUUAGGUGGUUAAUUCCUCUUUCUGCCUGUUGUGGGUACUGUGUUACUCCUGUAUUUCAGAGUAUUUUAAUCCUGUGUUAAAUAAAACCUUUUAGGCUGAAAUUUGAACUUUAAAUGAUUUACAUGAGCUGAGGUUUGUCCAUCACACCUGUUCUUAAGAAACCUUCAAUUUGAUGGCAAAUACCUCAGGGGCUGCCCAAACCAGCCUUUGGAUGGUCAGCUGUCCUCCACACCACCUUCCUGAAGUUUGUGUCUGCAUCCUGUGCUCAGUACAAGCCUGCAGCCAAGGAAGAAGCACAAUUCAUCAGUGACAAGCUGUGACCAGAGCUGGGGACCACCAGGCAGCUGUGAGAGCACAGGGGCUCUGAGCAAGAACAGAACAAUCAGACAAUUCAGAGUCACUUGGCUCGUGGUGGAUUUCUCAUGCUGCAGGAUGUUCCUCCUGAUUAAGCUGGAUGAGUUUGGUUCUAAUCACCUCACCCAGGCUACAGCAUCUCCAAAGAUGGGCAAAAAACCAUCAAGUCUUGUUCUAGGCAAGCACAGUGCAGGGAAAACACCUCUUUUCUCCCUCAGUUCUUCUCUUCCCUUCAGAACUGUUCUGGGGAGAUUUUAGCAGCAAUUGUAAGUACAGCACAAGAAGCACAGGGGGAAGAACAAUACUCAUCUGACCUCAUUUAUUGUGUGGAAUCAUUUAACAAGCUUCUUUGUGGAAACCUUUUAAGAAUUUCAGCACUAAAAUUCAUUCUGCACAAAUAUAAAACUUAUCAGGACUUUUGGAUGAGAAUGUCCUUACUGAGGCUUUUAAACACCAACGAAGUAUUCAAGCAAGAAGUCAGCAAAGGAAUUGUUCACUAUGUGUUCUUUAAUUCCAAUUAAAAGUACAUUAGAAACAGCACACAGGACCAGCAGCAGCUUCCACGACAAUUCAACCCAAUACUCUGCUGUCACCAGGUCAUUCAACUGUACUAGGAAAGUAGGUGAUUAAAUCAAGUCUUCCACUCCACACGCAAGCACUCACUCACCUGCCACUUUAAAUAGGAUUCCAACAGAAUAAAAAUAGAUACACCCCAGAAUACAAAAAGUUUAAUUUUAAGCUGUUUUUUUUUUCUUCACUAAAGCCUUUAUACAAAUUGAUAAAAGGGUGCACAAUUUCCUAAAAUUUUAGGUACAUUUUAAAUGAGCCUUUUUUUACUUGGUAAAAGGAUCCAUAUUCCUGUCUUUGAACAGAAUAUGAUGGCCAAAAUUGCAAAGAAAACAAUUCAGUUUAAAUUUACAAUUUAUACAUUUGUUUUGACAUGAUUCCCACGCUGAGUAGCAGGCCCAUGGCUGCUCAUGCAUGUCCCAUUUCCCCCCAACAAAGAGCUGUGCACCCUAAGUUCUGGUUCAGGAGCCUCCUUCUCCUGGAGACUGGGCUGGGGGAACAGCCCACAGUGUCCAGCUGUGUGCACAAGAGUGGUCCCAACACACAGGAGGCAUCAUCCUUCCUUCUCCAGGAGCUGUGAAUCCUUCCUUCUCCAUGGAACACCCCGGGGCAGGGACCAACAACAAUAUUUUGCACUAUGGAGCACUUCCCACCUGCAAUUUGGCUGAGCAAUUUGACUCAAAACUCUGGUAACUAAAACAUACUGCAACAGGUAAAUUUGGUGUUCUAAAGGUACAUUUUUUUGGUCAAUGCAGGCUAUCAUGAUUUGUUUGUUCUUUUAAUCCUGUAUCUGAUGGGUGAAGCCCAACAGCUCUGUAUAUUACCCAUGCUGAGCUUCACAACACGGUGCAUUUAACCAA